Messenger RNA from Bombina bombina (fire-bellied toad), 946 nucleotides. It is a transcript of the gene SYCP3, whose product is annotated as synaptonemal complex protein 3. Gene Ontology annotation, cellular component: synaptonemal complex. Gene Ontology annotation, biological process: spermatid development; meiotic cell cycle. Lineage: Eukaryota; Metazoa; Chordata; Amphibia; Anura; Bombinatoridae. The record is from RefSeq and is a predicted model, not a curated record. The transcript is spliced from 9 exons. The coding region runs from base 64 to 786 and encodes 240 amino acids.
CAGUAGCUCCUUUCCCCUGCAGUGUGAGGAGGAGGACUAAUAUACAGGCAGUAAUACCGAAUCAUGGCACCUGGGCAAAAACAGACUGGGAAAACUGCUAAGAUGGUGCAAGAGGAAAAAGUAUCACAUUCUUUUGAGUUUCAGACAAAAGAACAAAAAAAUCUUAGUGGAUCAGAAGAAGACAUCAGGGAAGAAGAGACUCAAGUUGUUGAAAAGCGUGGGAAAAAGCGUUCCGCCUCAAUGUCUAACCAAGAAGUAGAUGAAGAUCAUAUGGGAGGUGAAGUUCAAAAUAUGCUGGAACGUUUUGGAGCUGACAUCAGUAAGGCCCUUUUAGCAAAAAGAAAGAGAUUGGAAAUGUAUACCAAGGCCUCGCUAAAAACUAGCAACCAAAAGAUUGAGCAUGUCUGGAAAACACAACAAGAACAGAGGCAGAAUCUAAGUAAUGAAUAUUCUCAGCAGUUCCUAACAUUAUUUCAACAAUGGGAAGUUGAUGUAACAAAAUCAGAGGAGCAAGAAGAGAAGAUGACGAACAUGUUUCGUCAGCAGCAGAAACUUUUUCAACAAGCAAGAAUAGUUCAAAGCCAGAGACUGAAAACAAUAAAGCAGCUAUAUGAACAAUUCAUAAAGAGUAUGGAAGACUUAGAAAAAAGCCAUGAAAACCUUCUAUCCAAUGCUCAAAGUGAACUGAAAAAGGAGAUGGCUUUGCUACAGAAGAAAAUUUUGAUGGACACUCAACAGCAAGAGAUGGCAAGUGUUCGAAAGUCUCUUCAGUCAAUGUUAUUCUGAAGGAUCACUGAAGGAAUAACUUGUACCUAUGCAACAUGAUAUUAAAAGUAUUAAUACUCACUGAACAAAAACACACUCCGUAUUUAAAGUUAUAAAUAUUUUGUGGUGGCUUAUUUGUUUUCUUUUCUCACCAUGGCAUCGGUUUUAAAAUAAACUUAUU